CAGGAGCAACGAAAUGAUCUGCCCUGGAGCCGCAGCAAAAUGCUGGAUGGACACCUACUCCUGGGAUGGUUAUCGUUCACACUCCUAGUCUAUGUCAUCCACUUGCCGCCACCCAGCGCAGCCUACUUCGGGCUGACAGGUAAUGAGCCGCUGUCUAUCCUGCCACUGAACUCUCUACCGGAUGAGAACGUGGGCCGGGCCCACUACAAGCUGUGCGACCGGCUCAAACUGGAAAAGAAGCAGCGCAGGAUGUGCAGACGUGACCCGGGCGUGGCCGAGACCCUGCGAGAGGCCAUCACCAUGAGCGCCCUAGAAUGCCAAUACCAAUUCCGCUUCGAGAGGUGGAACUGCACCUUGGAAGGGCGCCACCGAGCCAACAUACUCAAGAGAGGAUUCAAAGAGACGUCUUUCUUGUACGCCAUCUCCUCGGCGGGUCUGACCCACGCCAUGGCCAAAGCUUGCAGCGCGGGGCGCAUGGAGCGCUGCACGUGCGACGAGGCCCCCGACCUGGAGAACCGCAAAGCGUGGCAGUGGGGCGGCUGCGGGGAUAACCUCAAAUACGCCAACAAGUUUGUCAAGGACUUCCUGGGCAAACGCUCCAACAAGGACCUCCGCGCUCGCGUGGACAUGCACAACACCAACGUCGGCCUGAAGGUAAUCAAGGCUGGUGUGGAGACCACCUGUAAAUGCCACGGGGUCUCCGGAUCCUGCACCGUCCAGACCUGCUGGAGGCAGCUGAUGCCCUUCCACGAGAUCGGCAAGCAGUUGAAGCAGCGCUAUGAGACCUCAGUCAAGGUGGGGAGCUCCACCAAUGAGGCCACGGGAGAGGGAGACAUCUCCGCCUCAGGACGAGCUCAACACCAGCAGCAGCAGCAGCAGCAGCAAACCCCUCAGCAUCCCCACCACCACAUGUCCGGUCUUAGUGACCAGAUCCCCCGCACCAUGGACCUGCUCCACAUCGAGGACUCACCCAGUUUCUGCCGGCCCAGCAAGUACUCGUCGGGCACAGCGGCUCGCAAGUGCUACAAGGACAAAAACUGCGACGCCAUCUGCUGCGGGCGGGGCCACAACACCCAGAGCCGGGAGGUGACGCGGCCCUGCCAGUGCCAGGUGCGCUGGUGCUGCUACGUGGAGUGCAAGCAGUGCACGCAGAGGGAGGAGGUCUACACUUGCAAGGGCUAACAUCGACACAAGGGAGAGGAAGUUGUGACACUGUUCUCUGACGCCAUAAGCACUUUGAGGGAUUUUUCUGUUUUGUUCGGGGGUUUUUUUUUGUUGUGGCUUUGCGAACUUCUCCUCAGACAACUGGGUAAACAGCUCAAGCCUUCCAGACGACAAAUGUUCCUUAUAAAAGAAUGCAACCUUUUCACAUGCGAGCAUAGCCAAGGGACUCAAAGAAGAACGACGCGUGCGAAAAGGUCAGCUCCAUCGACGACUUCUACGGAAUAUUCAGACAGGGUGUAAGAAUUUACACGCACAUCCUUUACACGCGCACACUUUGUGUGUUUGCAUAUGCAUGUACAAAACUUCAUAUAGCGUUAUAUAAAUAUAUUGUAAAGACAUUAUACAAGCCACUUAUCUAACUUUACGUUAAGAGAAACCACUAACUGCACCGACGCUUUUGCCGUUUGUGUGACUGUUCCCGACUUAUGCAGACGAGGAUACUUUUUUUUUUAGGACUUCUCCCUUCCGCUUGGAGGGAAAACAAAUGUUUUUGUUUUUUGAGUAUUCAAUACAUUUGCAGAUGUUAGGUUGCAUAUUUGCUGGACGCUAUAGUAGGGACACCUGUACAAACUAAUGAGAUCCAAUACAAGAGCGUCGUUCAAAAGUGGGGAUUGUUAUAAAAUAUUAGUAUCAGCUUUCAUGCGGUGCUGCAGAUGUAUGCCACUGCAGUCCAUCCAUCCAUCUUCUUCCGCUUAGCCCAGGGGUGUCACACUCAUUUUAGAUCGGGGGCCACAUAGAAAAAAAACCUAAUCUCAAGUAGGCCAGACUGGUAAAAUAACGGCACCAUAACUUAAAAAUAAAGACAACUUCAGAUUGUUUUCUUUGUUUAAAAAUAGAACAAGCACGUACUGAUAUUGUACAAAUCCUAAUGUUUUGUUGUUUUUCUUUACACUUACAUGUUGCGGUUAAUAGUAUUCUAUCUUAAUUUGUCGUUAUUUACACUUUCUGAAUAAAUUAUGUGAUAAUGUUCAUCAGUCAACUCAUUGGUGGUAAUUUUCAAUCUAUCAAGAUAAAAAAAUAAUAUCAAAAUCCAAUUACAGUAUGUUAUUUAUGUAGUUUGAUCAUUUUCCUCGACUGAUGUACUAACAUCAUGUGGUUUAUUUUGUACAUAUGUAGCAUCAUCUACAAAGAUACAAAGAAUUGCUAUUUCGACAUGCAGUGGACACAUUUAGAACAGAAGUUUCUUUCAUUCAAACAUUUCAGGUUAAUUUUUAUACUUAGCAAACUCAUCCCGUUCGCGCACCUGAUCCGGGCCCCGGCCCGUACCGUUGACACCCCUGGCUUAGCCGAAGUCGGGUUGCGGGGUCAGCAGCUUAAGCAAAGAAGUCCAGACUUCCCUCUCCCCAGCUACUUCGUCCAGCACUUCCCGGGGGGAUCCUGAGGCGUUCCCAGACCAGCUGGGCGACAUAGUCUCUCCACUGAGUCCUAGGUCUUCCCCGUGGCCUCCAACCGGGUGCUCUACACACCUCUCUAAAAUAAACUUCAACCAUAUUAAAUAUCUUAUACAUAUCUUAAAAUUAAUACUCUCGGUUCUUUAAAGUGGGAACAAUUUGAAGUAGGCAUAUUUUCUGUUCUCAGGUCACGAACAAGGUGCACCAGGGCAUGCUUGGAUGAGUUUAGGGUAAACUAGAACAAAUAUGUUGGGACAGGCGGCCCUUUGUUGGGUGCUUUUUGUGAAAAAUGGACAAAGUCUACAGUCCAAAGUAUUCUACAGCAGACUAGAAGCUUUUUUGGAUUGGAUCUCUUGGAUUGUGCAGGUGUACAUAAUGUUGUUGCUGGUCAGUUUAGGUGUCUCUCGGCCUCCAUCGAACCAAUGUUCAGGGAAUAACUCAAACCACUAUGUUAUGAAGACGACAGUGGCCAUGUGUGAUAAAACGUGGACGUACCCUACCGAGAAAACGGUGGAGAACACGGAAGAAUGUAGCCGCUGUACAAUUUAAUGUCCUUCGCUUUCCAGCGACCUCCAAUCCAUUGAGCCAUACUCCUCAUGUCAUUUACAUUCAUCCACCACACACCUUAUAGGGUGGAGGAAGCUGUUUCCAUAGUAACAAGAUCAUGACGAUAAAGGCACGUGUAUUGUCAGCACUUAGCUUCUGGUAGUUUAGGGCGCCUUCACACUUGUCAUGUUUGGUUCAGUUAAAACCAACUCCAGUGCGUUUUGCUCUGCAAACCUCGGUGAGCCGAGGGCUUCAAAAAUGGGUCUUGGCCUGUUUGCAAGUGAAUUCUGGUGUUGGUCGGUUCACUUGAGCUCAAAUGUAAACACCACACAGACUGAAGACACAAAAAAAAGUACCAACGAUAGCCACACACAUACUAGGUGUGGUGAGAUUAUCCUCUGCAUUUGACCCAUCACCCUCACCCCCUAGGAGGUGAGGGGAGCAGUAAGCAGCAGCGGUGGCAGCACCCGGGAAUAAUUUUUGGUGAUUUAACCCCCAAUUCCAACCCUUGAUGCUGAGUGCCAAGCAGGGAGGUAAUGGGCCCCAUUUUUAUAGGAGCAUGUCGGAAUGGCAGAGAAAAUGUGUUGAAAGUGCUGUCUGCUCACUCCUCUUUAAAUGUAUAUUUAGGAACUUUUUGGGGAAUCUAAAAUGUUAACAAAGAAUAUUUGUAUACAAUAUAAGAUUAUUCUACUUAUUCAACUACAGCUGCAACGAUUAAUCAAUUAAUUUGAUUAGAAAAAAGCUCAAAUGUAUAUUCUGUUGCUUCGAUUAAAACUUCAAUAAGUUUUACAAGGACAGAUUGAUUAAAAGCGGAACGCACUGAGUACCCGGAACUUUAUAUACACAGACUUAGCUUCAGCAGUGCCACUGCAAUAGAGCGCACACAAGGGCGGUGGUGUGUAUCUUCUUUUAAAUGUUCAUUAAUGAACACAUGUUAAAAGUGCCAUCAAUGUUGGUAAUGUGAAUGUAUCAAAAAAAGAAAAAAAAGAAUGAAGGUCACAGCAAGCAGAAAAAUCUUUAUUUCAAACUAUUUUGCCUAAAAUACGCUACAAAGUGUGUUUUAGCCCAUUACUCGAACUAACUAAUCAAUAGAUUACUCGAUUACUAAAAUGAUCGAUACGUGUAGCCCUAUAUUCAACCCAGCCAAUGGCUUUUUGAUUUGGAAUAUUUGAGUUGCAUCAAGUAACUAAAGCUGCCCAAUCAAGUCCUUACUUUACAUUUUUACUGCACAGCCUUCGGCCCCAUGGCCAAAACACCGCAAUGAAAGCUAAAGGGAACUGCACCAAAGUAUGAAACAAGUAUCUUUUUUAAUAAGUACUGAACCACAAGUGUGAAUGCAGCCUUAAAUCCUCCUAAGAACCAGCGUCCUUUGCAGUGGACAUUUGUUUUUGGUCUAUUUCUUUUGGCAAAUUUCGGAAAAGAAAUAGCCUUAUUAUGCAAAACGUCCACUGUAGAUGACGCUAGCUCUCAGAGGGCUUUUCUAUACAAAUAUCUGAUACAGGAUCUUUUUAUAUGUCUUGUUUUUUGACUACUGAGUGAGGCACCCAGCUUUGUAUGUUAGCGUUCAUUCCCACACUGAAGCCCCAAAUUAUUUAAAGAAAGACAAAAUCUGUAUUUAUGUAUGCAGUGAAGACUUUUUUCUAAAAUGUUUUUAUUGUUUUGUAAAUAGGUUUCUUCUCCUGUGGUAAAAAGGCAAAAGUAAAGGCACAUCUAAUUGCUACAAACAACAGUUUUAGAUUGUAAGCAUAGAUAAUGCAGCAUUCCUUUGUUUGAUUAAACAGCAAUUGCAUGCUUAAGGAAGACAUUUUUAUGUCCUGAAUUGGAAGCAUUUUGAUAAGCAUGAGUCAUGCCAAAUAAAGCCCCGGUCAAAACAUAUACAUAGAACUACUUUGCACGCUACAUGGAAACCAUAAUAGCUAUGCUGGGACAUGCAGCUCAAAUGCCUUCUUGCCACAGCCUUUUGGUAUGUGUGCUCUCUCAACACACACAAAAACCAAAACAAGACGUUCUCCACUAUUGAAUGCAUUGACAGGAAUACCAAAAGGCCCACAGAGUUUGUUUAUAGAUUGUAUAUAGGCCGAAAGAGGAGAAUGACGCAGCAGCGGAUGAUCAUGAUGUCAAACCACAACACCCAAAAACUCUGCACUGUUGAGUGAGCAGUGCAUCAUGUACAAAAAAAAUAUAUUUUGUAGAAAAAAAUUAAAGAUAAAUUAUUUUUUGAAAUAUAUUAUAAGCAUGUGUUUAGUGUAAAUAACGUCAAAAGUUUAAAUUGAUUUUAUAUCCUGUAUUUUUUUAUAUUUUGGGGGUGGAGGCUUCAAGAAGCAGUUCCAUGUAUUCAUUUCAUUUGUUUUUUGCAAGCACUAACAAAUCCUAACAAAUUUGUAUCCAUGUGCACCGUCUUCCGACUAAAUCAGUCACCGACUGUUGGAUCCGAUCUGUUUGUAUAAUCUACGAUUUUUGUGAAAAAAGCUAUAUGAUGUUGUCACUUUUACACAUUUACACUUUUUUUUUGUUAGGGUUUUUGCUGUGCAUGUAAAACAAACAAACAUGUACUGCAUCAAUGAUACCAUACAGCAACAAUGUUUUGUCAUGUCUUAUGGGAAGCCUAAAUUAUUUUUUCCUCUACCUCAUGUGUAUAGCUUGUAGACGUAAACAGAUCACAAAUGACUGGUAAGAAUGUAUUUAAGUUAUUUAACAUCUUUGUGUAACAAAG
Molecule: messenger RNA, 5874 nt
Organism: Nerophis lumbriciformis (worm pipefish)
Lineage: Eukaryota; Metazoa; Chordata; Actinopteri; Syngnathiformes; Syngnathidae
Gene: wnt9a
Product: wingless-type MMTV integration site family, member 9A
Biological process (GO): neuron differentiation; multicellular organism development; canonical Wnt signaling pathway
Cellular component (GO): extracellular region
Molecular function (GO): frizzled binding; cytokine activity
Source: RefSeq, a predicted model, not a curated record